This is a messenger RNA of Arabis nemorensis, 639 nucleotides long. Lineage: Eukaryota; Viridiplantae; Streptophyta; Magnoliopsida; Brassicales; Brassicaceae. The record is from the annotation of a GenBank genome assembly.
AUGAAGAAGGAAACGGAUUCCGCUAGAGCCAGUCCUAUGACUCCUCUAUGCUGGAGCGGCGGAUCUGGUAGCGGCGGAUCUACUUGUCCCUCCGCCGCAACCGCCGAUGGUUUCGAAGAUACCAGUCGUCAAUCUGCCUGCUCCACAUCUACCGGAUCCGGAUCCAAGGCGUUACACGCAGCAAAUGAAAUCACCAGUUCUUGCUCAAAGAGAUCUAAGAAAAAGAAGACAUUUUUGGAACUUAAAGAUGCAGAGAACUUGCAGUUGAAAGAAAGAUUUGACCUUCAAAAGAGAUCUUGUCUUGAACAGAAGAUUGCAAAUGUGCAAGCAACAUAUCAAGAACGAAAUGCCAAGAACAAAGGCUUAAAGAGAAUUAAGCUUGAGUACUCAGAUCGAGUCAAGACCAUUCCAGUUAGUAGUCAAUCUAAUCUCGUCGACGAGUCCCGCAAAAGGAGGUGCUUACCUUCUUCCAUCUCACAAAAACACAGCAUAUCUCAACUCAAAGACGCGUCAGAAUCUUACAGAGCAAGAAGCGAAACCAAGAGCUGUGAUAAAGAAAAAGAAAAAGGUUUCUUCUUCGUCCCUGAUCUGAACAUGACACCAACCGAGGAGGACGACACAUUGUACGGCACGAGCUAA